AUGUCGGCCUACUAUGUGGGACCUUUCGGCCUUCCUGGAACACAUCCAUACCAGCUUCCACCACCUCGUGCUUCAGCGCCUCUACAGUUUGGAACAGACCCUUUUUUGCACCAGCGGAGCCAAGGAGAGAGGGGCGACCUCGGAAGGCCCCUGUCAAACCGCUCACAAGCCACUAACCAGCAUACCAUAAAGGAACAGCUGCCGUCGGUGAGCCAGUUGUUGACCCCUGGAGCCAAGGAGAGCCGACCAUCAUCACCGUAUAAAUCUGGCACUUAUGGGAACUAUACAUCUCCGAGCAGCACAACAGAGGCUUCGCAAUAUCGCCGGUACGGUUCCAGCUCCGCCCUUACCACACCGCGCAAUGGAAAUCUCGAUCCUCCGGCUCAUCCAGAUCCAAACCAUCAGCAACAUCCUGGUCCAUUACCCUCACUGGCUCGUUUGUCACCUCAUAAUCUCGGGCGUGAGACAUCGGUGAAUCUGCCAAACCAAACCAACUCACAGGUCCCCUCGAUUCCCCAGGGGCUGUUUCAUCCGCAUGGCUUCAGAAACCUCGAGAGGGAGCCAGAAGACCUCGUCCUACCAGAGUCGACUGAUUCUGGGUGUCCGACGGAGAAUAAAGGCCAAACGGCUAACGUUCGUUCCCAUGUGGUUGACGAGAGGUACAUAGAUGGAGAGGGGCUGUGCUAUAUAUACGCCGACGGCUCCCGUUGCCCCAAAAUCAUCGAUGGAGUCCCUGUGAAUGCAAACUGGGGAAUCACCAAGGCUGGCAAGCCGAGGAAGCGGCUUGCACAGGCCUGUUUAACAUGCCGCGAGAAGAAAAUCAAAUGCCAGCCAAACCUUCCUAAAUGCGACCAGUGCCAAAAGUCGGGCAGGGAAUGCAGGUUUGAGAGCGCACCUCGAGGUCAUCGUGCAGCGAUGAAGGCCCCGCACGCGAUGGGCAGAUACGACGGAAGAGAUAGUUUCUCAUCCGGAAAUCACAACUUUGGGGGCUCCUCGAAUUCCCUCUAUUCCAUUACACGGGCUUCUGAAAGUUCGACGUCGCUCCAGGGAACUAGUUCUCAGUCGCCCAUAUCAGAUGGCUCCAUGCUUACACCUUCUGCUAUGGAUAGCACUCACGAUAGUGCUAUGGAUUAUGAAUAUUUCAAAACUAGGGGGCAAGGGUCAAGCCGGGUCUCUGCUGGAUCCGAGGAUCUGCCAAAGCGUGCGGAUAUUCAUUCGUCUCCCGAUUAUUCUGACAUUUUAACGGGACUGAAGGAUUUGGAUCCCCAGGAUCCCGUUGCCCGUGGCUGGCGGGUGGACCCGUAUGAAAUGGAUCCUGAACUCACGCUCCAUUACAUUGAAACAUACUUCACAUAUGUGAACGACCGAUUGUAUUAUAUGUUUCCCCGAAGACGGUUUCUUCUCUGGCUGAAAUCGUGCCACACGAAGUCGUUGGAUGAUCACAUGCUUCUUUACUCGAUGAUGACUCUGGGGUCAGUGUUUUCAGAGCGCCCAGAUAGGGUUAUCGCGUUGAAAAGAUUUUCCCGCACAGCUCGGUACGCAGUGGAGCAUAGCCGGCAUAGCCUCACCUUACAGCUUGCUCAAAGCCGUAUUAUUAUGAGUCUUUGGUAUUAUGCCAUAGGUGCUCUUGUGAAGUCAUGGGAUGCUGUCGGGGCAGCUGUCCGGACAGUCUGCGGAUUACGAUACAACGUCGAGUUGGGCGGAGUCAUUGUAGACCAGAGCCGCGAAUGUGAAUAUGGCUUACACCCUCAGGCGCUGAUAGAAUGCCGACGGCGGACAUUUUGGGUUGCUUUUCUGAUGGAUCGCCUCUCGUGUUUCUAUACCCCAUCUACCACUUUCAUCUCCUCAGAAACUGCCUACCUGAGACUACCUUGCCGAGAAGAAGUCUACGAAGCCCAACAAUACACCACUGUUCCCUAUUUUCAAAGCUUUUUGAACCAACCCCUAGCGCCUCUAGAAGACGAGACCUCGGGGUUGAGUGCUAUGGCGCUCUUAAUAGAUAUACUGUCUCUCUGGGGGGAGGUGUCCGAUCAUGUCUUUCGCUUGUCAUUGAUACCCACCGAGGCAUACGGCAGACUUUUUGAUGAAUUCUACUCCAGUAUUGUCCGGCGGUCAGACGAGUGGGUUGCCAGGCUGCCCGACCAUCUGGCAUUUACAGCCGUGAACAUGGAGCGAAGUAUUCGAGGAAAGAAAUCCGACUCAUUCAUAUCAAUCCAUUUACUAUAUCACGCGACUCUAAUGAAGCUGAACCGGCAUGCACGCUACCAGAAUCUUCCAGAUAAAAUGGUUGAUCGAUGCGUUCACGCGGCCAGGAACCAUGCCGUCGAAAUCCUCCGGACCUCAGUUGCUCUAGUCCGCUAUGCGUCAGACUUCGAAGCCUCGAGGUCGGCCUUGGAGCCGAACACCUCGCGGGGGGCCAUACUGAACCCUUUCUUGGGCUACGUAAUCCUUUCAGCGGUCGAUGUACUCAGCGUAGGUGGACUGAUCACCGACCUUCCCGAGUGUAUCAGCCUCAUACGGGGAGGUCUCGAAGUGAUGCGAGAACUGAGCCGAUUCUGGGCCAGCAUCGUACCUCUGAUGGUACUCAUCGAGACGCGGCUAGAAGCGAUGGUGGAAUAUCCUUUCCAGCAACUCGAACUGCAGGGCAAAGUCGCCUUCCUUGCGUCCAGUCCCUCCUUGGAUAGGCAGGUCCGCGGCGGUGUCCAGAAACAAGAUACCCCUACGAACGAGGACCUCCUGUAUGACGAACUGCCUCGCGAGCGACUGUUCAGCGCGUUGGGAGUUGGUAACGUCCCCUUUGUGGAGGAGAAUAUCCUCUGGAUUAAAGACGCCAACUGA
Messenger RNA from Aspergillus tanneri, 2838 nucleotides. RefSeq names its product Zn(II)2Cys6 transcription factor. The record is from RefSeq and is a predicted model, not a curated record. NCBI's taxonomy places the organism in Eukaryota, Fungi, Ascomycota, Eurotiomycetes, Eurotiales, Aspergillaceae. Gene Ontology annotation, biological process: regulation of DNA-templated transcription; DNA-templated transcription. Gene Ontology annotation, molecular function: zinc ion binding; DNA-binding transcription factor activity, RNA polymerase II-specific; DNA binding. The transcript has 4 exons. Gene Ontology annotation, cellular component: nucleus. Bases 1 to 2838 code for a protein of 945 amino acids.